Messenger RNA from Dujonia railenensis, 1470 nucleotides. NCBI's taxonomy places the organism in Eukaryota, Fungi, Ascomycota, Pichiomycetes, Serinales, Debaryomycetaceae. The record is from the annotation of a GenBank genome assembly.
AUGGAAGAUUGGGAAAAAAUUCUAAUUACUCUCCUCUGUCUACUUCUUUUGAACUAUCUGUAUCCUAAAUUGUUAGACCAUUGGAAGGAUGUUCCGGAUCUAUACUUGCAAGAACAAUCUGUUAUAGGAACUACUCGUAAAGCCAAUGAGUCUGCGAUUUAUACUUCUAAUAAAUUGUUCACCGGACUCAGGGGAGGAUUGGAAAUCAGGUACGAUCACUACAAGAUUCGUACUGGAAACCUUAGAGAUAUAUGGGAGAUUUUUGUAAACCAGGCUAAGAAGGCACCGGAACCAAAAUUGAUUAGAAUUAAUGGCGAAACCAUUGAAGCAGGUAUUUUGAAUGCGAUGGCUAAAAAAUUGGGCUCAUCCAUUGAAAAGAGCACUAGUGGUGGCGCGUUAGAAAAAGUAUAUAUUCCAAGCCAUGACUUGUUUAGCAAUGUAGAUUCUCUCGUGGUCUUGAUCGGAUGCUUCAUAACUCAGAUCCCCGUUCACAUUGGUGCUGAUAAUGCUCAGUCGAACGAAAAUGAUGAUGUAUAUUACUACGACUCGUCUGCAAGAAAGGUAGGACCCAUUGUGAUUGAGAAUAUAAACACUCCAGACUAUGUGUUUGAAAACGUAUAUAACAUAAAGUAUGACCAGGGAAUCCCUUUGAAAAUUAGUAACCGUAGUGGGCAUAUAGCAAGUGAAAUAUCCUUCACUCAAGCUAACUUUGCAAGUGCCGUGGCAUCUCUGUUAAAACAUUUGCCUGAGCUGCAUUCUAUAACCAAGGAUGAUUCUUUAUUCAUUUACCAUGAGGCAGGAUCUGAAGUAAACGACAUCGUGAAGAUGUUGACUAGUUUUAUUUCAUUCUGUGACCUAGAAAUAAGUACGGAACACUUAGAGACUUCUAUUAGCAAAGCAUCUAUAGUUUCAAUUGCAGAAUCAAAAUUCUUGGCUACAGAACUUGGCCAGAAGAAGACUACAAGCUCCUUUAGGUUAAACAGAUCGUUGAACUACUUUUCAAAAGGGAUCUUUGCACCUAUUAUUAAGAGUGAGAAUAAGCCAAGGAUUAUAGUGAUCAGCCGUAAGAUUGGCCUGAAGAUGUUAAUUGGCCCAGCUGAGCUCAACCAAUACAGAUCUUUGUUGGGGUGUAGAAUAAUAGUAGAGCAGACUUACCCAAACGUUGCAGGUCCAUUACUUUUAACGGAUUUUUAUGACUAUAGAGUGAUUCCCACUAGGAACAUAAAUGGGUAUGGAUGUCUCUCCCAGUCACUUGAGAUUAAAUUAGUCAAUGAUGAUAAGAAUGUAAAUUCCAAUUACAAUGGAACUUAUGGACAAGUUUUGGUACGCGGUUACAAUAUAGGCAAGAUGGCGAAAUAUGCCAUUGGCCUACCAAAGAGACCUUCCAAUCAAAUUGACAUAGCAAAUGAAGGAUUCAUGCCGUUGGGAAUUAAAGGAAAAUGGGGAAGUGAUGGAUGCUUAUACGUUUAG